Manihot esculenta (cassava) is the source of this 2280-nucleotide messenger RNA. RefSeq names its product nucleobase-ascorbate transporter 1. Gene Ontology annotation, molecular function: transmembrane transporter activity. The transcript is spliced from 12 exons. NCBI's taxonomy places the organism in Eukaryota, Viridiplantae, Streptophyta, Magnoliopsida, Malpighiales, Euphorbiaceae. Gene Ontology annotation, biological process: transmembrane transport. The record is from RefSeq and is a predicted model, not a curated record. Bases 116 to 1675 code for a protein of 519 amino acids. Gene Ontology annotation, cellular component: membrane.
AGAUCCUCUUCCUCCCUUCCUCGUUUCUUCCUUUUCUUUUCUACUUAUUCCUCAUCACUUUCUCUGCUUUCUGUUAUCUCCGUCUCUCUCUCUCUCUAACAAGGAAGUUUCAGUAAUGGCAGACAUUAGCCACCCUCCUAUGGAACAACUUCAAGACCUUGAGUACUGCAUAGACUCUAACCCUCCUUGGGCUGAAACCAUCAUAUUGGCAUUUCAAAACUACAUAUUGAUGUUGGGUACAAGUGUAAUGAUCCCUUCCUUGCUUGUUCCUGCAAUGGGUGGCAGUCAUGAGGAUAAAGGACUGGUCAUACAGACCCUGCUUUUUGUAGCUGGCAUUAAUACACUUCUGCAAGCACUUUUCGGAACCAGGUUGCCUACAGUAAUAGGAGGUUCCUUUGCUUAUGUCAUUCCCAUAGCUUAUAUAAUAAGUGACACCCCAUUGCAACAGAUUACUGAUCACCAUGAAAGAUUUAUACGAACAAUGCGGGCUAUACAGGGAGCUUUAAUUGUAGCCUCAAGCAUACAAAUCAUCCUGGGAUACAGCCAACUUUGGGGGCUCCUUUCAAGGUUUUUCAGUCCUCUGGGUAUGGCACCUGUAGUUGGAUUGGUUGGUUUCGGAUUGUUUCAACGAGGAUUUCCUGUAUUGGGAAAUUGCAUGGAAAUCGGAUUGCCAAUGCUGUUUUUGGUUAUUGGGUUGUCACAAUAUCUAAAGCAUGUAAAAAUCUUCAGAGAGCUGCCGAUAUUUGAACGAUUUCCAGUGUUGAUUUGCGUCACAAUAGUCUGGAUAUACUCCAUUAUUUUAACUGCCAGUGGGGCUUAUAUGGAUAAACCAAAUAGAACUCAACUUAGUUGCCGUACGGACAGAGCACAUCUUAUAUCUUCUGCUCCAUGGUUCAAGUUCCCUUAUCCUCUGCAGUGGGGCCCCCCUACUUUUUCGGCAGGUCAUUCAUUUGCAAUGAUGUCUGCUGUUAUUGUGUCUAUGGUUGAGUCAACUGGCGCAUACAAGGCAGCAUCUCGGUUGGCUAUUGCUACUCCACCUCCUGCAUAUGUAUUAAGCAGAGGGAUUGGCUGGCAGGGUAUUGGCCUGUUGCUUGAUGGUCUUUUUGGAACAGGAACUGGUUCCACUGUUUCUGUGGAAAUUUGGAGCUGUAUUUGCAUCCAUACCUUUCCCAAUAUUUGCUGCACUAUACUGCAUCCUCUUUGGCCUUGUUGGUAUGUCUUUUUACUUGUUUGUUUAUUUCUUAUCUUGUACUGGUUCAUGCAACAUAAACAUAUUAUCAACGAGUUUUUGGCUGUUUCAGCUUCUGUGGGACUAUCAUUUCUUCAAUUCACAAACAUGAAUUCAAUGAGAAACCUCAUGAUUACUGGUCUUUCUCUCUUCCUUGGGAUUUCAGUUCCCCAGUUUUUUAAUGAAUAUUGGAAUCCCACUCGAUCCGGUCUUGUUCAUACAAAUGCUGGAUGGUUCAAUGCAAUUAUGAAUACCAUAUUCUCAUCUCCGGCAACUGUAGGUUUGACAGUGGCAGUGUUUCUUGACAACACAUUAGAUGUGGGAAAAUCCGAGAAAGAUAGAGGAAUGCAAUGGUGGGUUAAGUUCAGAACAUUCAAAGGAGAUAAUAGAAAUGAAGAGUUCUACACUUUGCCAUUUAAUCUCGACAGAUUCUUUCCUCCUUCGUAGUGAUUGAGUAGAGAGUAGAGAUCAGCAGAAGUAACUAAAUUCCCAAGAAGCCAAAGCUAAUUUCAAUAUUGAUUAGACUCUCUACACUUCAAUUCUAUUGAAGCCAUGGAAGCUCUUUCUCCAUUGUUUUAUAUCUAUCACCAUUUGAUAAAUGUAUCAGGGAAGGUUGAUAUUUGUUCUUAAAAUAGAAUAAUUUCUAAAUUUUUUCUCCAAAAUUUUAUAGGGUUGUCUAACAGGGAAAUGAAUAAUGGCAAAUUUGAUCUAAAUUAGAAGAAUUUAGGAGCAACACAUGUAAUUUUCAUGGACAAUGUAGGAUUGAAGAGCAUUGCACUGCAAGAAUGGAAAUCCGCUCUCCCAUAGCUUGGCAUUUUAGAAAAGCUAAGUAAUCACUGAGAUUAUUAUCUAGUCGAUGCUUUAUUCUUGAAAUUGUCAAAUUAAAAUUUUAUAUUAAAAAUCAUUUUAUAAAAUCAUAAAAUUUAACUCCAAAAUUUGCUGACUAAAUGCAAAUAAAUAGAGAAAAUAAAAAAAAAUAAAACUGGAAGCCUCAGAUAGCCAGUCUAAAGUUGACAUCAAGGUGAAAUUCAGCCGGUAAUUCCAACUAAAUA